AUGGUUUCUGUUUUGCAGGCGGAAAGCGGCCUCCGCCGCCGGAAAAAACACUACACAAUCCUGACAGAAGAAAGAAUCCGACAGCUACAAGAGAACCACAUCUCCCAAGUCUGCAGCCUCCUCUCCGUUUCUAAAACCCUAGCAUGCACCCUCUUGCGCCGCCACAAUUGGAGCCUCACCUCGAUUUCCGACAGAUGGCUCGCCGAGGAAAAAUUGCUAUCCCCACAACAAGAAUUGCUAAAUCCACUACCACCAAACGAAAAAAACAACAUCUGUAAUAUUUGCUUCGAAGUGGUUAGUAGUGAGGGAAUGUUGUCUUGCCCAUGUGGACAUCCGUUUUGUUCUAAUUGCUGGAAGUAUUACAUAAUGGUCUCGAUCAACGAUGGGCCGGGAUGCGUAUCUUUGAGUUGCCCCGAGCCCGGAUGCAAAUCCAGCGUGGGCCCGGAGUUGGUCGACUCCUUAGCUUCGGAUGAAGAUAAGGAAAGGUACUACAGAUACUUUCUCCGAUCCUACGUGGAGUGCCACGGGAACAUGAGGUGGUGCCCUGCCCCACGAUGCGAUCGUGCGGUCCAGAUCGAAACGCGCGUGCGGAAAAACUACGACGUGGCGUGCGAUUGUUCUCACAGGUUCUGCUGGAACUGCGCGGAGGAGUGCCACCGCCCGGUCGACUGCAAGACCGCGGCGGAGUGGAUCGAGCUGAGUAGUUCCGAGGAGGAUAUUAACACCGCCACGUGGAUUAUGGCUUUCACGAAGUCUUGUCCGGGUUGUGGCACUAACAUCGAGAAAAACGAGGGUUGCAAUCGCAUGAUUUGUCGAUGGUCGUGCGGACAGCAAUUUUGCUGGCUGUGCCUUCAACCGUGGAAAAUCCACACCUACACUAUUUGCAACGAGAAGAAGGAAUGCAAUACGAAAUUUACGCGUGCCACGAAAAUUUUGACGAAAUUCGUAAGUUACUACGAAGGAUGGGUUUCGAAUCAUGUGCGCAUGCGAAUUGCCGUGUUGGAUCUUGGAACGGUGCUCGAUAAGUUGGGGGGUGAAUAUUCGAAUUACGUCAAGUUCGGGUUCUUGAUUGAAGCGUUGGAGCAGAUUGUCGAAUGCAGGAGCAUGUUGAAGUGGAGCUACGUGUACGGUUACUACUUGUCCUUGACGAAGAAAGCGACCAAGAUUGAGUUUUUCGAGUUCUUGCAAAAGCAGGCGGAGGUCAAUAUCGAGAGGCUUCACCGUUGCGCUGACAAGGAUAUUGAGAUGUACGUGAACAACGAUUUCGAUAGGGCUGAUUUUGUGGGUUUUCGGAGGAAGCUUGUGAAUUUGACAAAUGUCACGAGGAACUACUUUGAGGAGUGGGUUAGAGCGUUGGAGAACGAUCUUUCCAAAGUUUCAAUCUUUCCGAAGUUAUUGAAUUUUCAAUUUCACAAAUUGAUGAAACGGACAUGCAAAUGGAGUCGAGUUCUUAGGUAG
Molecule: messenger RNA, 1458 nt
Organism: Erythranthe guttata (spotted monkey flower)
Lineage: Eukaryota; Viridiplantae; Streptophyta; Magnoliopsida; Lamiales; Phrymaceae
Product: putative E3 ubiquitin-protein ligase ARI5
Biological process (GO): protein ubiquitination
Molecular function (GO): ubiquitin-protein transferase activity; zinc ion binding
Source: RefSeq, a predicted model, not a curated record